This is a messenger RNA of Lucilia cuprina (Australian sheep blowfly), 1927 nucleotides long. RefSeq lists its product as uncharacterized. The record is from RefSeq and is a predicted model, not a curated record. NCBI's taxonomy places the organism in Eukaryota, Metazoa, Arthropoda, Insecta, Diptera, Calliphoridae. The transcript has 2 exons. Bases 157 to 1926 code for a protein of 589 amino acids. Gene Ontology annotation, molecular function: protein disulfide isomerase activity. Gene Ontology annotation, cellular component: endoplasmic reticulum. Gene Ontology annotation, biological process: response to endoplasmic reticulum stress; protein folding.
AGGAAUUUUACUGCAGUAUAUUCGGCAGAGAACCACCCAAACCACCGCAUAUGGAAAUAAAUUUUGAAAAAUAUCUACGAGAUACUUAUAAAGUCAUUAUCUAUCAUUAAAGAAAAAGACAACAACUAGAGUAUUUUCAACUGCUGCUGUGCUGCUAUGGAAACAGACGAUUUAGAUCAUUUUGGUGAAAUUACCCUCGAAGGUGAUUCAUUCAGUGAUGUUCACUUAAGAAGACCAUCCAAAACACGCUAUCGACCAUCACCCAAACGUCUGCUGCCACCAUUAAAACCUAUAGAUUUUGAAAAAUAUGUACAUGAAAAUUGUCAAAAUAAAAUAAAAAUAUUAAAACGCUCAUCAAUUCAGGAGAUCACAAAACCUAUGGUCAUAUUUUUUAAUCAUUUCCGUGAAAAAUGUGCCUAUCAUACCAAAUGUUUGGAUAAAUUGUUUGCCUUGUCAUUGAAAUAUGGCGAACGUAUAGAAUUUCUAGCCGGCGAUAUGCUCGACAUUGAGGUAAUGCAUUCCAAAUGGCAUUCAAUAGAUUUUUUCUGCAGUAUAGGCAGUCCGGAAAAGGUUUCUUCCACAAUUUAUGCCAUAGAUGCUGAAAAACGUGUAUAUGAACAUGAAAGUGCUGAGAAAAGUUUGGAAAGUCUAACAAAUUUAUGUGAAGAACUUUUAAAAGGUAAUCUCUUCAGAUCCCAAACACUGCCGGAAGGUAAUAAUUGUAGUUUGGUGAAAUUAUGUGUUUAUGAUAACUACAAGGAAUUGGUUAGCAAUAAUAUGAAGCAUGUUUUACUUGUUGUCAAUUUGGAGGAUUAUACGGAGUUGGACUUGAACUACGAACCCAAUUAUGAAACUAUAGCUAAACAAUUACAACCACACCAUAUUGAGGUGGUUUAUAUAAAUGCAGCCAAAAAUUAUAUACCAUUUGAGUUAGGAAUCUCUAGCUAUCCCAGUUUAAUACUUAUACCCGCUAAUGAUAAAACCAAGUUUGUAGAUCCUUUAAUGGGCUCUUAUACACAGGAAAACAUAAUAAAUGGUAUAAUGUCGUAUCUUAAGGAUCCUGAAUUGUUUUUGCAACAACAACAGCUGGAAUUAUGUAAAACACGUUAUCAGCCGCUAAAUAUAACAGAGGAUUUCAAACUCGAUUUCCUUAAACUACCACAGUAUUUAAAGGACAAUUGUCAACAUUAUUUAAAAGUAUUUGAACGUGAAGCUUUUCAAAGAAGCAAUCGUUGUAUUAUUAUUGCUUUUAUGGAUUUUCAAAAUGAUAUAUGUUUAGCCCAUCAUUUAAAAUGGAUCGAUCGAAUCUAUCAAGUUGCCCGACAACUAACCAGUCCUAGAGAAUAUUUUAUAGCCGAUUUUAAGGAUAUAGAUGUUAUAAAUCCCUCUUGGAAACCACAAGAUUUCAUCAAAAAUUUACAAUUAUGCCAUGAAGCAACACCCAAAGUAUUCGGCAUAGAUCUAAAUAGAAAUAAAUUUGUUUUAAAGGAUUUCAAAACUGCUGCCUCACUCUUCUAUUUUGCCUUUAGUUUAACCAAUGGAGAACUAUAUAUAUCCGAACCUUGGCCGCAUAAAAACGAUGGCAAAUUGGUUAAAACUUGUAUAGCGGACAGUUUAAAUUUAUCGAUUAAUUCUAUUAAAAAAGAUCUCCUAUUGGCCAUAUAUUAUUCGGGUUUAGAUUAUACCGAACAAUUUUUACAAGUUCUAGAGGUUAUAGCCCAUGAAAUGGAAAAGUAUUCGGUGAAAAUUUUAAAAAUUGAUUCUCGCUUAAAUUGUAUACCAUUGGAAUUGGAUAAUACUUUAUAUCCGAUUAUGUAUUUUAUACCACAAAAGGAUAAAAAUAAACAUAUACCGUUUGCAAGUGAUAAUUUUAAUAAACAAGAUAUUGUCGAUUUUAUAAUUAAGAAUGUUAAAGAAAAUAAAUAAA